Opisthocomus hoazin is the source of this 1966-nucleotide messenger RNA. The record is from RefSeq and is a predicted model, not a curated record. NCBI's taxonomy places the organism in Eukaryota, Metazoa, Chordata, Aves, Opisthocomiformes, Opisthocomidae.
ACUGAUGUAGAGAUCUGUUUGAUUGAUGGCAGUUGCAAAAGUCCCAUUGAAAGAUUUUGUAAUGGAAACAAUAUGAUCUAUAUUCUGCAGAAAGCAAGGCGCAAUGAAGAAGGUGACCCAAUGGAAGACUCACACCCAGAUGAUGCUGUUUAUGCCUCUGAGCUUUUACCAAGGGAGAGUACUGGACCAGUGGCUCUUUCUGUCAGAAGAGCAAAACAGUUGAUUUCCUUAUAUGCAAUGGUACAAAAUCCAAACAUGACCCACUUGGAGAAAAGUGAACUGGUUGUGCUUCCUCCUCUCUGGAUAAGGUGUGACGGUUCUGAUCCUGAACAUACGUGUUGGCUUGGAGCCGAGCCUCUCAAAGCUGGAAACAAAAUCACAGGGAUCACUUUUUAUAUGGUUACAUGCGAUGGCCCUACAGCCGAUAAAACCUGUUUUGCAAAGCUUGAAGAGCUCAAAAAGGAACAUAAAAUGAAACAUCAUUCAUCUGUGGUGACAACAAAAGGAUUUGCUCAGUAUGAGCUUAUUAGAGCUGCUGCAAUAGAGGACACAAUUGUAGAAUCUGAAAGCAAUGUAUAUCUUGAUAUCACAUGGAAUACUGUAGAUAAGGUUCUGGAGAUACCCCCACUGAUUUCAGCUGCCACUCUGAAUAUUGCAUUGGAGUCUGGGGACCCCAGAAGCCCUGUAUAUCAGCUGUACAGAGAACUGCAGUUUCUUCUCGCUUUGGCCGAAGGUUUGAAGACAGGGGUGACUGAGUGGCCUGAGCCAUUAGAGUCUGAAUCAGCUGUUGAUCUGGUCCGGGAAUUUCUGACUGAUUUAAAGAAGAGGCUGGAUGGGUAUUGUGUAUCAGGAAACAAUAAUGAAGCAGAGAAGAUCAAAUGUGACACAGCUGCUGUGGACAGGUCAAUAAAAUCAAUCUUCAGUGAGCGAGGAGACCUGGAUUUUGCUGAACAAUUAUGGUGCAAGAUGAGAAGUGUCAGUUCCUAUCAGGAGUUGGUAGAGUGUUUCACACUGAUCUUAAAAUCCUUGGAAAAUGGUGAGAUACAGCCAUGGAUUCAUCAAGGGAGUAGCAGUUUGCUAAGUAAAUUGAUUCAACAGUCAUAUCAUGGAAAGAUAGAGGUCGUUUCCCUCAGUGGCAUCACUCCAAUUCAAAUGCUCUUGGAGAUUGGUUUGGAUAAGAUGAAGAAGGAUUAUGUCAGUUUUUUCAUAGGCCAGGAGCUUGCAACAUUAACCUACCUGGAUUACUUCAUUUCCACAUCAGUAGAUCUACAAGAACAAGUUCAUCGUGUUCAAAAGCUUCACCACAUGCUGGAAAUAAUGGUCAACUGUACAGUCUUACUUCAGUUUAAACAUGAGAACCUCUUACCUUUGACACAAAUUUGCAUGAAGUAUUACAAGGAAAACGCUCUAAAUGAGAAGCAUGUGUUUCAACUGCCGAUCAGACUAGCUCUUGUCAAGAAGUUCUAUCAAAAUGAUCACCCAGAAAUAUGGAAGGUGGACGUAAGUAGUGGGCAUGGACCGAAGGAGGUUAAAACAACAUGGCAAGUUAGUACUAAUCCUCCAGUUGAACAUAUGACAGCAAACAAUACAGGCCUGUUUUCCGAUUCCACAGUUAAUGGAAGCAGUGAAGAAAGAAUGUAUUUUAUUACAGUGACUAAGUGCAGUCAGGUGCAUUUCACAUAAAUGCAUGUUACUCUACAGGCAGGCACUUGAAAGGUACAGUAAAGGGGAAAGUUCAGUGUUACCCAUGUCCCAACAGUAUGUCUAGAAACACAGAACAGAGCAUCUUACUGAGUUAUUUGCUUUGGUAUGCUUAAAGCGUGACAUAUGCAGCCAUGAUCCAUCUGUACCCAUCUAGUUUGUUUAUAAAUGUGCAAUUCUAAAUGUACAGUAGAAUUAUUUUGAAAAUAUAGUAGAUUUUUUUUCAUAUAUUUACAAACAUUCAAUAAAGUUCAGCACUUUGGGG